Penicillium soppii is the source of this 3624-nucleotide messenger RNA. RefSeq names its product DNA-directed RNA polymerase III core subunit RET1. The coding region runs from base 1 to 3624 and encodes 1207 amino acids. Gene Ontology annotation, molecular function: ribonucleoside binding; DNA binding; DNA-directed RNA polymerase activity. The transcript has 3 exons. Gene Ontology annotation, cellular component: RNA polymerase III complex. The record is from RefSeq and is a predicted model, not a curated record. Gene Ontology annotation, biological process: DNA-templated transcription. Lineage: Eukaryota; Fungi; Ascomycota; Eurotiomycetes; Eurotiales; Aspergillaceae.
AUGCCUCCGCGCAGAAGGCCACAGCCCCCGGCGGCCAGCCAGCGACGUCCGUCAGAGGCCGGAAACCAAUCGACGACUGAUCCUACAAAGAAGAAGCGCGGUUCGCAGUCCAACCCUGUGCCUGAGCCUCACCACCAUCCCGCGCCCCAGGAUGAUCCCAAUGCUCCAAAAUUCAAGCCGAGGGAUCCGUUUGAUGCCCUUUUGGAGCCAUUCUACUACAAUAAGGGACUCACAGACCCAAUCAACACAGCGAAAGAUAAAUGGAACUUGUUGCCGGCGUUCCUGAAAGUCAAGGGUCUGGUGAAGCAGCACAUCGACUCGUACAAUUAUUUCGUGGAAGUACAAAUGAAGAAGAUUGUCGAGUCGAGCGCCAUGAUUCGCAGUGAUGUCGACCACAACUUUUACAUCAAAUUUACCGACGUGUACGUUGCUUCGCCUCGACGAGCUGACGAGCAAGGCGAUGGUGGAUUUGAUUUCGAGUCUACGAUCACGCCGCAGGAGUGCAGACUGCGAGACACUACAUAUGCCGCGCCUAUUCUGGUCGACUUCGAGUAUGUUCGUGGGCGGCAAAGGGUUAUUAGACGUGGCGUUCCUAUCGGACGGAUCCCUCUCAUGCUUCGGAGUUCCAAGUGUGUGCUGUCGAAUAAAACACCUGCUCAGAUGAGCGUUCUCAAUGAAUGCCCUCUUGACCCUGGUGGUUACUUUGUUGUCAACGGAACAGAGAAGGUUAUUCUCGUGCAAGAACAAUUGAGCAAGAACAGAAUUAUCGUUGAAACCGACCCGAAGAAGGAAAUUGUUCAGGCCUCGGUCACCAGUUCCUCCAACGAGCGUAAAUCUAAGAGUUACAUUGUUUUGAAGAAGGAGAGAUUAUAUGUCAAGCACAACGUGCUUAACGAAGACAUCCCUAUCGUCAUUUUGCUCAAGGCUAUGGGCAUCCACACCGACAAAGAAAUGAUGCAAAUGGUUACAGGUGACGAUAAGGUGUAUCAGGAUGACUUUGCCAUCAACUUCGAAGAGGCUGUCAACGUUGGCGUAUUCACUCAACAGCAAGCCCUCGACUGGAUCGGCUGUCGCAUCAAGAUCAACCGCAAGCAAGCCACUUACCGUAAGACUCACGUGCAAGAAGCAGUUGAGGCUAUUGCAUCUGUCAUUAUUUCCCACAUCGAGGUCAAAGACAUGAACUUCCGACCCAAGGCCAUCUACGUUGCCCACAUGGCCCGACGUGUUCUUAUGGCUAAGAACGACCCAUCUCUGGUUGAUGACCGUGAUUAUCUCGGAAACAAGCGUUUGGAGUUGGCAGGUCAGAUGUUGGCCCUCCUUUUCGAAGACUUGUUCAAGAAAUUCUGCUUCGACAUCAAGAUGAACAUCGACAAGGUUUUGAACAAACGCAACCGGGCCGAGCAAUUCGAUGCUUGGACCAUUGUCACCAUGCACGGAAACCACAUCACACAGGGUAUGAACCGAGCUAUUUCCACCGGAAACUGGAGCUUGAAGCGUUUCCGUAUGGAACGUGCGGGUGUUACUCACGUUCUGAGCCGCUUGAGUUACAUUGCGGCUCUUGGUAUGAUGACCCGUAUCAGCUCGCAGUUCGAGAAGACCCGAAAGGUCUCUGGUCCCCGUGCUUUGCAGCCAUCUAACUUUGGCAUGCUUUGCCCUGCCGAUACUCCUGAAGGUGAGGCCUGUGGUCUGGUCAAGAACUUGGCCCUCAUGACACACAUCACCACAAAUGACGAAGAAGGACCCGUGCGAAAUUUGAUGUUCAUGCUGGGCAUUGAAGAAAUUUCGAGUGUGGGCGGUCAGCAACUAUAUGCUAAGGGAGCCUACACGAUCUCCAUCAACGGUACACCGACUGGGUUGACCAGACGCCCCAAGUCCUUCCUCAAUGCCUUCCGAAGACUUCGCCGCAUGGGUCGUGUUUCCGAGUUCGUUAGUAUCUACAUCAAUCACCAUCAGCGAGCUGUGCACGUCGCGACCGACGACGGGCGAAUUUGCAGACCGUUGAUUAUUGUUGAGAAGGGCAAGUCACUUGUCACAGCCCAACAUCUUGAAAAGCUACGCGAUGGAAAAAUGGAAUUCGAUGAUUUCCUCGCCCAAGGUCUUGUGGAAUACCUCGACGUGAACGAAGAGAACGACUCCUACAUCGCCAUUUACGAGAAGGACAUUUUGAAUACACACACCCAUCUUGAGAUUGAGCCCUUCACAGUUCUUGGUGCCGUCGCGGGUCUCAUUCCUUAUCCUCACCACAACCAAUCUCCCCGUAACACCUACCAAUGUGCUAUGGGUAAGCAAGCUAUUGGUGCAAUUGCUUCCAAUCAAUUCCAGCGAAUUGAUUCAGUCCUCUACCUCAUGGUCUACCCACAAAAGCCAAUGGUCAAGUCACGAACCAUCGAGCUGACAAAGUACGACCAACUGCCGGCCGGUCAAAACGCAACCGUCGCAGUCAUGAGUUACUCCGGUUACGAUAUCGAGGAUGCCCUCGUUCUGAACAAGGGCUCUGUAGACCGUGGUUUCGGACGUUGCCAGGUAUUCCGCAAAUAUGUCACAACUCUCAAGAGUUACCCCAGUGGCGCGAAGGACGAGCUGAAAGGACCCGACUACGAGGAUGGCGCUCCCAUUCGCAAGCACGCCCUCCUCGAGUCCGACGGUCUUGCCGCAGUCGGCGAACAGAUGAACUCCGGCGAAACCUACAUCCGAAAGGUCUCACCUAAGGUGCAGAACUCGUCCGGCAUCACAGGAUCCGACUUCAAUGGAGGCGGCGUCAUCGAUGCAUCCAUGAACUACAAGCUCCCCGAUCCAGCCUACGUAGACAAAGUCCUCGUUUCAGCAACAGAAGGCGAAACACAGCUCAUCAAGGUCCUGACCCGACAAACACGUCGCCCAGAAGUCGGUGAUAAGUUCUCCUCCCGUCACGGACAGAAGGGUGUCGUAGGUAUUAUUGCCGACCAGGCCGACAUGCCCUUCUCAGACCAAGGAAUCAACCCCGACAUCAUCAUGAACCCCCACGGUUUCCCAUCUCGAAUGACAGUCGGUAAGAUGUUGGAGCUUGUCGCCGGAAAGGCGGGCGUUCUCUCCGGUCAACACGGCUACGGUACCUGUUUCGGCGGUAGUCCCGUCGAGGAAAUGUCCCAGAUUCUCAUCGAUAAGGGCUUCAGCUAUGGCGGAAAAGAUUACCUUACUUCUGGCAUCACCGGCGAGGCGCUUCCUUUCUACGUCUUCACUGGUCCCAUCUACUACCAGAAACUGAAGCACAUGGUUCAAGAUAAGAUGCAUUCUCGUGCUAAGGGACCGACUGCUACGUUGACGCGCCAGCCUACGGAGGGUCGUUCCCGAAACGGUGGUCUACGUCUCGGAGAGAUGGAGCGUGAUUGUCUGAUUGCAUACGGUACCAGUCAGUUGCUCCUGGAGCGAUUGAUGAUUUCGUCCGAUCGCCACGAGGUCGAUGUUUGCGAGCAGUGCGGUUUCAUGGGCUAUCUGAAUUGGUGUCCUGGGUGCAAGUCUUCUCGCUCUGUUGUUAAGAUGGUCAUUCCUUACGCUGCCAAGCUUCUCAUUCAAGAGUUGAUGAGUAUGAAUGUCACAGCUCGUCUGAAGCUUGACGAUGAAUUCCCUGAGAUGAAGGGUCGUUAG